Messenger RNA from Platichthys flesus (European flounder), 6629 nucleotides. RefSeq names its product LHFPL tetraspan subfamily member 4 protein-like. Lineage: Eukaryota; Metazoa; Chordata; Actinopteri; Pleuronectiformes; Pleuronectidae. Gene Ontology annotation, molecular function: GABA receptor binding. The transcript is spliced from 4 exons. Bases 739 to 1455 code for a protein of 238 amino acids. Gene Ontology annotation, biological process: gamma-aminobutyric acid receptor clustering; sensory perception of sound. Gene Ontology annotation, cellular component: inhibitory synapse; postsynaptic membrane; plasma membrane. The record is from RefSeq and is a predicted model, not a curated record.
AGAAAGGACUGUUGAAAUUUGACGGAGGGCUCGUGUUUGUCACAUUUCCUCGUUUUUCUUUUUCUUUUUUUUUUCAUUUGCGGUUUCGGAGCGUGGGGUUUGUGGAUGCUGCGUGGACACUAAGGGCGCAGAGAGGAAGGGGAGCACCCCCACGGAUGCCUCGGAAGGUAGAGACGGGCUCCACCGCUGGCGUCAGGCAACACAGCGCGUCUGAUGUGACGGAAGGUAAUAAAGGAUAUCCUGCAGAGAAAAAGAGCCGAUGGAUGAGGAUGAAAAACGGCUUUAGCCCCCCGCCCACCGACGACUGUGAAAUAAAGAAAAUCCUAUUUUGAUGGAUUUGUAUUUUUAAUCAUUUAUGGUGUAGCCCCGAGGAGCCUUAGACAGCAAUGUUGAAUCACUGGUCUUGGUAAAUGAUUCAUUACUGGUAUAGGUAGACCAUGAUUUUGUAUUGCUUCAAUGUAGCACCCCCUCACCCCCCCAGUCAUUUUUUUUUUUUACAAUGUUAAGUCUUGUGAGAUCAUAUGCAUAUUUUUAUCCUAUGGUUAUGUAGGCCCAUUUAACAGUCACAUUAGAAACAGCCAAAGCAGGGGAAUAUUGGCGCAGAAGAUUUGACAAAGAGGGGAAACACAGAGUGAGAGGUGUCCAGCAGUUGCUUUGUUUGUUUUUUAUUUACAUUUAUUUCUAAAAUAGUCAAGAGGACGCAGUGGAAACAGAUAAAAAAAAAAAAAAACACCAAACAUGUUGCCUUCCCAAGAAGCCUCCAAGAUCUACCAUGACAAUUACAUGCGCAACUCCAGCGCCAUCGGGGUGCUUUGGGCCAUCUUCACCAUCUGCUUCGCCAUAGUCAACGUGGUGGUGUUCAUGCAGCCUUACUGGAUCGGCGACAGCGUCAACACGCCGCAGGCCGGCUACUUCGGCCUCUUCCACUACUGCGUGGGCACCGGGCCGUCGCCCAGCCGGGAUCUCACCUGCGUGGGCAGCUUCUCCGACUUCAGCUCCAUCCCGUCCGGAGCCUUCAAGGUGGCCUCGGUGUUCGUGCUGCUGUCCAUGGUGCUGAUCCUCAGCUGCAUCGGCUGCAUGGCGCUCUUCUUCUUCUGCAACACCUCAACCGUUUACAAGACCUGCGCCUGGAUGCAGCUGCUGUGUGGAGUGUGCCUGGUGCUGGGUUGCGUGAUCUUCCCUGACGGCUGGGAUGCCGAGGUGAUCCGGGACAUGUGCGGGGAGCAGACAGGGAAAUAUUCGUUGGGCGAUUGCUCUGUUCGGUGGGCCUACAUGCUGGCCAUCAUGGGCAUCCUGGACGCUCUCAUCCUCUCCUUCCUGGCCUUCGUCCUGGGCAACAGGCAGACAGACUUCUAUAUGGAUGAUCUGCAGACAGAUAACAAAGAUUUUGCUGUGUCAAGGAUUGAGGUGCGGGACAGAAGAGAGCCGCGGUACGGAGUGCAGCGGCUUCACUGAGGGUCGAUGAUGCAGCACGGGACGACUUCUCUUCUCCUCUCCUCUCUCAUCCAUCUCCGUCUUUCCCUGCCCCCCCCCCCCCCCCCCCUUUCUACAAACUCCUUCUCUUCUCUCCAACGAUCAGGAUAACGCCCCAUCUCAAUGCAGACACCAAGUAUGCAGGAUUCUGGAAGAUAAAAGAAAAACAAAAAACAACAGAACACACUGGGAUAAACUAUAUUUUGGAAAACAACCUAAUCAAGGUUGUACAGUGCAUUUAACACUCUGCCUUCUCAACGAAAACCCUAAUGACGGAAACAACAUAUUUACUCUAUUUGAAAUCUUGAUUUGUGUGAGAAAUUCAAUCCUUGAGAUCAAGAACCCUAAUGUCCAACUUUACGAUUUAGUUCGAAUCUUGCUCUUUAUUGACUUUGAGUUUGUGUUGUUGUUGUUCAUCCAUAGCUUCAGAAAGAAGAUCAUUGAUUCUCCUCGUAUGGGAUCAAGAGUCGAGGCUCGCAAUACUGCAGCAAGUCCAUUACUAAACAUUGGGAAACAUUUCAACCGGGACUUGUAUGGCUCUUCAUCCAAGGACUUUUAAAUGCGCGGAAUUUAAAAGGAGUAACCCCAUUGCAGCUUUACAGAACCUAACAUCUCUGGGAGAUUCUCUACUGUACAUACUGAACUAUGUAAAUAACAUUACUGCUGACAGAAACAGCCGACAACAAAACCUCAUCUGACUCUAAUGCAUUUGAGUAUAGUAUUUCUACUCCUGGUUUCAGUGUCCCUCUUGCUGAGAGAGCAUCGGAGUAUGAGCCGAUCCUUUGUGUUUAUAUUAGGACUCCUCGCCACUGAUUAGACAAAACGGGAAAAUCUGUGCUGGAUAUUCCAGAGAAGAGCGGAGCACCGUUGAUCAAAGGGAUUGUGUGUGUGAUCACAGUGAUUUGACACAGAUUGCUUCCCCUGCAUCAGCGUGGCCUCAAAACACCCCCCCCCCCCCCAACUGCAGUAUACAGUAAAUAUCUAAAUCGCAGCUGUCCAAGUUAAGACUUACAAGUCUGAGCUUACUACUUUUGUUAUACCCUUCCGUCACCAGUGUGCAGUUUACUCCAGUUUAUGGCUCCAGCAUACAGUGAUCAGUUUACUCUACAAAUGUCUUAAGACUGUGUGAAUCAGGCUGAACAGGCGUUGGCCUUCUCUCAGAGGGAAGCCUCAAGUGCUGCGCUUAAGGUGAUGUCACUAAUAUGCCUCUUCGCUGCUUGCAGUAGUCACAGGAAUCAUUGCAAAUCACCCCCACAAAAACGAUGACGAUAAUUCUUAACAAGAACAAAAUCCGAGAGAGUGAGCAACUACUGAGCUGUACAACUUCAAGUUUUCAUGCAAGAUUCAUCAAUAGAAUCAUGAAUCAAAACAAAUAAACUAAAGUUGUACAUCUUAAGUUGUUAAAGUUGUGCCAUUUUAUGUUGAUAGAUUUUGGCAGCAUCUUUACAUUUGAAAAGGAAUUCAAAUUGAGCACCUUUGUAUUUUUGGUUGACCUAUUAGGACCUUGUAUACAGUAAUGCGGACAUUUUCCCUCUGUUAAGAAUAAAAACAUCUCCGUCGAGACAAGAACACAACAACAGCCUGCAUCAACUAUCCAUCAAAUACCAGAGAACAGCGCUGUUGGCCAGGUAAUAUGGGGCGAGUCAGUCUUUUCUGAAUUCUGGUAAUGUGAACUUAUGAUGCUGAAUUUAGCUCCACAUUUGUAAUUAGUUGAGCAGUGCUAAAUAGACUUAUAGAAAAACUGUUAGAUGGCCACCAUUGCUGCUGCUUCCUUCAAAGCAGCAGAGGGCAAAGUAAACUGUGACAUCAUUGUUUCCCAAACGCUCCAUUUCACAUGUACACACCGACUGCUAUUUUUAAAUUCGAGAGGCCCAAACACAGAGGAGAACAUUUGUUUAGCAUUAGUGUGGACACGGGUUUAAUCAAUUUGAAAUAUAUACCAAUCUUAACUAAUUGUUCUUUCUUAGGACCCAUUGAGUCGAACAAUCCUGGGAUCAGUCUCGAAAACACAUUUUUUGCCACAAUUUAUUCCAAAUUUCCAGAAGAAAUACAAAUGACAUGAUUUCAGUGUGUCCAUACCUGCAGCUACUAUCCUGCUCGUUGUAGCCAGUAUUAUUCCUGUGGCACUCUUAUUGUGACGUUGUGCUUAUAUGACAACCAGGGAGAUACUUUAAAAUGUUUCCCAUGUUUUUGUCACAUGAACAAAAAGUUGCGCCCUUCACCCUUAAUACAAAAACAAGCUUUCAAGGGCAUGUUUUACCCGGGUUUGUGACUCACCACUGUACCCAUUAGCCAAGUAGUAACUUCUGUCGCCCUAUAACCACUUGACAUGUCUGCAUCAAUGACUCCGAUUAUCACAAUGUCGGUGACAUUGCUCCAGAUACGAUUCGACCAUGUGACGAGUUUAGAGGAAUUGCACUGUAACCCUUGAGAUACAGAUACACUUUAUUAGUCCCACACACAUGCAAACAUGCACACAUGCACACACACGACAUGCAAGGGGGGAAAUUUGUUUUCUGCUAGGACCCAUCUGGUGUACACAGGAGGACACACAGGGCAGUGGGCAGCCAUGCACGGCGCCCCGGGGAGCAGGUGUUAGGGGAGUAAGGUGCCUUGCUCAGUGGCACUUAGACAGUGGGGUGGGGUAGGCACUUUGACAGUGUGGAACAGAUCCAGGUGUUGUCCAGGUGUUGUCGGUCCAGGUAUGUUGUUUUUGUUGUCACUCCGUGGACUCGAACCAGAGACCAUCGUUGCACUUUCUGCCACUAGUCCACCGUCAGUGCGACCCUGCACGCUGCUCUGCUCAAAAGCAUUGUGGGGCGCUUUUCCUUCCCAGCAUGGCUCUUCAGGCUGAGCCAUUGUAACUGAGCCUCCUUAAACACCAAACCUAGGCAGAGUCACCAAGGGAAUGAAAUUAGCUGUGUAAUAAAAGCACACCGUUAAUGGUUUCACAUGUGGAAUUGGCAUGCUUUGGUCAUUUGGGAGGGGAAAGGUCUGAUCAUACUGUAAACCAUGAGGAGUAAUUGAAACCAUUUCACUGAGCGGUUUGACCACACAAGGUGAUCUGCGUUGUGUGAGACAGCAGCUUAUUUACAAGGCAACAUCGCCAGGAAAAUACAGUCCAGUGAGGGACUGAUUAUACUGCAUUAUGUUGGACUGCAAUGUAUUUACACUCUGGUAGGGAUGCACUAUUAACACAUGCAUUGUGGACCAGUCAAAGUUGGAACCUUAAAUAUCAGCUACAUCAAAAAAUUAUUUUAAAACUAAAUCAAGAAUGUGACUUUAUAUGUCACACAUGUUUAACUAAACUGUAUAUUGGAUGAGAAGGGUUCACUGAGGGGGUUGUAUGGUGCAUCCCUACACUAUAUACAGUAUAAGGAGCAGAUAGCUAGAUGUGCAGUAUGUUUUUUAGAACGGUAGCUAGCUAACUCUCAGGAAGCUGUGUACAAAGUACUGUAUUAAAGGCUCAUUUCGGAAAUGAUCAGCACACACACAAGCCUUUAAGACAAUAUGAAAGCAGCCCUUAUGCUGAAUCUAAUGAUGCUGUCUAUGCCGGCCCUGCACAGACCUGGGCCUAUAUCUAUCAACCGUCUUAGGGCAGGAACACUGGGCCCUCAACAAAAGUUUCUUUCACUUCAGCCUUGAAGUACAUCUGCGAGCAUUUGAAAAAAAAAGAGUGAACGACUGAAACAGUAUUUACAUCCAUUUGGUAUAAGCAGAAAUAUGUUUUUGCUUUUGAUAUGUACAUGUUCAUUUGAGAAAAAAAGUGCACUUGCUGAGACAUCAGCAUGGUGAUUUUUUUUUAUAUCUAAGGUUUGCAUACAGCAGGCGGUACUGUCUCUCAUAUGGCAUAUAUUGUGAUUUAGACGUCUCCUCCUUUAGGAUUGCUUUCCCAGGGCCCAGGACACACUGUAUUUUACAUCAAAUCUUUGAAAAAGGAAAACUGCAUAGGAAAAUGCCCAGAUGGCUAAGUGGUCAUGUCAGGCUUCGAAGCAACAAUACCUGUGUGAUCAUUGGUCUGGUCUCCUCUCCGGGUACUCUGUUCCUGAGGACCUGACGAUGAACUGAAAAAUACCUUAACAAGGAACUGAUGAUACCUUAACCCUGAUGAGCACAUAUUUGUACCACUCCAGGUGCCUCUAAGAACUCCUGAUUUAAUUCAGAUGUGGUGCAGAACCAGCAAAACAAGUAGUGACACUGUAGUUUUUCUCUACUAAAGACUACACACCCUGACCGAGCUCUGAAGUCAGAUGGAUUUUACUAUAGAUUUGAGGUCAAUUCAUUUUCAACUCGAACAACUGAACCCAAGAAAAUAAAUGACUGAAAACAGUUUUCCCAAACUCUUCAAUUGUUUUUUAUUUCACGAUUGGACUCCAAAUCUGAAUUCACCUCAGUCUUGAAUUACAGAAGCGUGUGAAGAUGUGAUGGAAAACGAAAAUCUGACACAAGGACCCAAGACUCAAUGAGAGGUGAUUUCCUGUCUCUAGCAGCAGACAAGAUGUUUGUUGACGAUGUAAAUCUCAUUGAUGUGUCAAUGAUUUCAUCCUAGUUUGUAUCAUGCAAUAUCAUGUAUAAAGACUUAAUUUUGGGGGUGGGAGGGGAAGGGGCCAAGGAUGAGUAAUGUCCAGUGACUUAUGUUAUGAUAAUAGUUGACUUUCUGUUAACUCCUGAAAUGCAGAUGUUGCCAAAAUACCAUCAACUAUCACGUGUUGACAUGAAAAAAAGAGAAAUAAUCAGUUUUUGUUUUGUAUAACAAAAGAAUGAUAUACUGAUAUUUGUCAAGUACUUCUGAUAAGUUCUUUGUUUUAUGUGUUAACUACAGAAUCUUUGCUUUCUGUUUUGGAUUACUUUCUUUGUAUUUUGGUAUGAUGAUUGUCGUUCUGUCACAUCAAACUUUACAUCUCAGAUUCAAUUUUGACUCACUAACGGAUGACUGCUUGUUGAAACCUCAACACCCCAAACUGUACGAGUCUCUUUAUAAAGUUGCUUGAAUCGUACACACGUGGACGAAGUCUGGAAGAGGCUGCUUUUCAUGGGUUAUGAGGACAUGCUGAUUUUGAUUUGAAAAAAAUUAUAAUGUCUGACUAAUUCCUCUUUGUGAAUAGUACUCCAACUCACCAUGAUAACAAUUUCUGUUAUUGAAACACAUUUUGAAA